AUGAUAGCUGACGAGAACGAUCCCGUUCUAAGGCUUCGCAUCCACAGCAACACGUACGAUAUCAACAACACCCCCAUCUUCUCCAUCCUCACGAUUCGCGCAUCACGAAAGUUCGGCCCUCAUCUAGACGCCUAUUGUCGACAGCGAAACAAACAGUACGGGGUAGAUUGGGCGUUCAUCUACCGAUAUGCUCUGGGUGGGCCUCGGGAUGCGCAACGCGAACGUUAUAUCAACAUUGACUACGACAUGACUCCAAACGACGUCCAAGACACCGAGCGCCCCGAAAUCAAACUCCGUGACAUGGACACCCUCAUGGUCAUGAAAGCAAAGUCCCACACGGCAGUCAUGUUCGAGAGUAGUCAUGAUGGAAUAGAGAUUCCACAAUCGCCUAUCGGCUCACCAGUCUCUGAAGAACAAGUCGAUAUCAUCAACGGAGAGACUCCGAUCUAUCAGAACGCUGGCACCAUCGCAAACUGGCACAGCCUUGUUGAUACUAAGAUGGUGGAGUUACGUGGUGAGAUUAUCGGCCUCAGUCAGGAAAAUCAGCUUCAGAAGACAGUUAUAGCGCAGCAAACCGAGAUGCUCCAUGAUCUGGUCAAGCGCAACAAUGAUCUGAUACAGGGUAACUAUGGCCGUGUAACUCGCCGUGUUGGACACGUUCUCCCUUCUACUGCUCAAUACACUGCUAGUCUCGGUACCGUCUCUCAACGUGGUCCAGCAGAUCAGCAUAGCCCUUUUCUAGAUCGCCUAGAAGCUGUUCGCCAACCUACCGAGCAUAUCGCAUUGAAGAAAUCAAACGAGCAAUAUUGCUUCCCAACAUCUGCUCAUGGAACGCAAGGUCGUUCUCCUGUGUAUCAUAGUGGCGCACUCAAGACAUCACCAGAUCUCCAGGAAAGCGGUGUACCUAAGAUGCAUCCUGCGCAGUUUGCUGCUCAUGGUUCAACUCCUCUACUCCAAGGCCCCAACGGCGGCGAUGAUGGCUGGAAUAUGGAUAAAGCUGCAUGA
Messenger RNA from Alternaria postmessia, 1005 nucleotides. RefSeq lists its product as uncharacterized. The transcript has a single exon. The coding region runs from base 1 to 1005 and encodes 334 amino acids. The record is from RefSeq and is a predicted model, not a curated record. Lineage: Eukaryota; Fungi; Ascomycota; Dothideomycetes; Pleosporales; Pleosporaceae.